AUCUUGCUAGGUGAAAAUAAUGUGAUCAAGUCAUGCUUGCUGGAGCGCUGCACAAAAGGCUUGAUCCAGAGAGCAUUUCGGCGACCAUUACACUCUCCCAUAGUGAAACACUUUGGGAUACACCUGGUCAUAGAAGCUUUUGGGAUGGGCAUGAGUACUAGAGUACUCAGAAGUGACAGCAAUGAUCGAUCAUCAGUUUCGGCGGUACAUUGUGGUCUGAUCAUCACAGCAACAAGCUCUAACACAGUGAACCAUGCCUUUCUGUUCAGGGCAGAGACAGCGCUCAAUACUCUGAAGAAGCACACACACCAGGUGUGGUGAGAGAAAUGCUGCAAAAAAUGUGGAGCUUACAUAUAUAAGACUUAACAGCACCUGUAUCAAGGCCACAACAGGAAAUGCUGGGCUUGUCCUGAUAUGAAACUGCAUGCUCACUCCCUCUGGCCAAGGCUGGCCAAGGAAAAAAUUCCUAAGCGUUCUACUGUUCUUUUAUAAACCCCACCUUUUUAUAAAUCCCUCCCACUUACAAGUAUGAACAGGCAAAGAUUUUAAAAGCAGAUCAACACUGUAAGGUCCCACCCACACAGCGCUGAAACAAAAACGCUGCUCUUGGCAUGCGUGUUCAGAAAAACCUGGCAAAGUAUGGGCAUAUCUCUACCUAUGUUUAAAAUGUGAACUUCUACAUUUGACUGCUGAAUACCCUCUAUAAGGUAAGAAGCUCUCUGCACCUUCUCAGACCUCCAAGGAUCCUGGUGGACUGCCACCUUCUCUUGAAAAAGAGUGGCGAGUAAGUCAAACCUAGCCUUGCUUUUCAUCCUGUUAGUGGUACACUGGUUCAAGAGUCAUGGAUCUUACUUUGUGGCAGUACCAGUUUCGAAUCAUCAUGCUAGGAGACUCCACAGUGGGCAAGUCAUCCAUGCUGAAGCGCUACACAGAGGACCUGUUUCUGGAGUGCAUAAACCAGACCAUCGGUGUGGACUUCUAUGUACAUUUCCUAGAGGUGGAGCCUGGUGUGAGAGUGAAACUGCAGUUCUGGGAUACAGCUGGUCAGGAGAGGUUUAGGUCUGUGACCCGCUCCUACUACCGUAACUCAGUCGGAGGUCUGCUGGUGUUUGACCUGGGCAACCGCGCCUCUUUUGAGCAUGUGCGGCAGUGGCACGCAGAGGUGUGUGAGCGAGUACAACCGUACACUGUGCUCUUCGUUUUGGUUGGACACAAGAGUGACCGACUUCAGGCUGGAGAGCGGGAGGUGGACCAAUCUGAGGCCGAAAGACUUGCAAGCCAGUUAGGCGCACCAUACAUUGAGGCCUCGGCCAAAACAGGUCACAAUGUGAAGGAGGCAUUUGACCUGUUGACCCGGCGUAUUUAUCAGGGCUUCAAAAGUGGAGAGGUGGAGUUGCGUGAGGGAUGGGACGGUGUCAAGAGCUCAGCUCCUGCUAGAGAAACACUCCAGAAAACCCAGAACAAUGAACCUGCUGAGAAAAACAAGAGCUGUGCCUGCUAAUUCACAACAUGUUGCUAUUACUGCCUUAACUAGACCUGUCUUAUAACACUCAUUGUUGGAGCAGGAUGGACAAGACUGACUCAUACAAGCAGGCCUCAAACCUUUAAGGUUUAAGACAAUUUGCUCAUAAGUAGAAUGGCCAGGUCUUUCCACAUAGCAUGGAUCAUAUUUGCAUCUCUACAUAAGAUUUCAACAUAUGCAAACCACAUUUGAAAUAACAUCACAAUUUAUCCUCCAAAUGUUUGUUCAUAUUUCUUGAUUUAACAGUACGUGUAGUCCAUUAUUGUGGCGUCAUCAGUAGUAUUGCAUCAACUGUUGAUAUAAAGUGAUGUUUGUUUUCCACUAGUGCCUGGAUCCAUAGUUUCACAAAUAUUAAUUUAUUGUUGGUGAAUCAGAAAGGGUACCAUUAAUGCAGACUUCUGGAAAGAAUUCAUAAUUGCUUAACAUUCUGAGAAAGGUAUCUGAGAGCUAAUCCUAUACAUUUGUAAAGGACUUGCUAAAAUAGGAGACAUAUAAAGGGUAUUUACAUAUUUAGAGUUGACUUUCAGUCGACAUAUUGCUGUAACUUUUCAGAAAUAGCCAUCACAACUUGUUAAGAGUGUUCAGUGUGAAUGAAUCACAAUUAUUUGUCUUUUUUUAGUUCUGUAUGAAUAAAUCACAAUUAUUAGUC
Messenger RNA from Myxocyprinus asiaticus (Chinese sucker), 2171 nucleotides. RefSeq names its product ras-related protein Rab-39B-like. The record is from RefSeq and is a predicted model, not a curated record. Bases 842 to 1501 code for a protein of 219 amino acids. Gene Ontology annotation, molecular function: GTP binding; GTPase activity. The transcript is spliced from 5 exons. NCBI's taxonomy places the organism in Eukaryota, Metazoa, Chordata, Actinopteri, Cypriniformes, Catostomidae.